Molecule: messenger RNA, 2918 nt
Organism: Salmo salar (Atlantic salmon)
Lineage: Eukaryota; Metazoa; Chordata; Actinopteri; Salmoniformes; Salmonidae
Product: meteorin
Biological process (GO): positive regulation of axonogenesis; glial cell differentiation
Molecular function (GO): hormone activity
Source: RefSeq, a predicted model, not a curated record
CCUUCAGACGACUCCUCUCUUUAUGCACUAGGAUCAGUGAGUCAGAAUAGAGGUAGGGACACUCCUUUAAAACUGUAGCUGGAAAUCAGCAAGAAGAGGAGGCUACCGCGCUAUGGAGGUUGCCAAGAACAGCAAAAUACGAUUUGCUUAGAUAGGGGAUAGUGGAGAUUCCCAUGCUUAAAGGUUGAAGGGACUGCAUCUUUGGAACAUUUAAGUUUUUCUCAAAUUCGUAGCACGUACUGAAGGAAAUGGCUAUUUCUUGGAUUUACAAAGUUUGGAUCCUACUCUUACCCAUUGUUGACAGAGCUCUGUCCAGUUAUUCCGAAGACCAAUGCAGCUGGAGGGGGAGUGGUCUGUCCCAGCAGCAAGGCAGUGUGGAGCAGAUCUCCCUCCACUGUUCUGAGGGUGCUCUGGACUGGCUCUAUCCUAAGGGGGCGCUCCGCCUCACCCUGUCCCCCAGGUUGCCCUCUGCGGCAGUGGGGCCCGGGGGAAGCAGCUCGGGCCUGAUCACGGCCUGCGUCAAGCCCUCCGAGCACUUCCACGGGGCCCAGCUCUACUUGGAGAGAGACGGGGUCCUGGAGCUCCUGGUAGGGGACCGUCUGGAGGAGUCUCCCCCAACCCGGGUGCGCUGCUUCAGCCGCCUGCCCGGCGAGAAGGUGGCCCUCUUCCUCCAGGCCACUCCCCACCAGGACAUCAGCCGUCGCAUUGCAUCUUUCCGCUACGAGCUGCGAGGGGAUUGGACUGCGCGCCUGUCACUCGACUCAAACCCCGUCAGCAGUAAUGAAGGUGCCUGCAGACCCUGUAACAACACAGAGCUCCUUAUGGCUGUCUGCACCAGUGACUUUGUGGUGCGUGGUAACAUCAAGGCAGUGUAUGAGGACAGUGAGCUACGGGCGGCGGUAAUAAAGGUCAGCACCACCCGAGUAUUUCGCCAGAAAUAUGCCCUGUUUACCGGGACAGGCCACCUGACCCUCUCAGGCGAGAUCAGGACCCUGCUGCAGUGUGGCGUCCGGCCCGGGGCAGGAAGCUUCCUCUUCACCGGCCGCAUACACUUCGGCGAGGCGUGGCUGGGCUGCGCGCCCCGCUACAAGGACUUCCUCCAGGCCUACACUCAGGCCAAGUUGGUCCAGCAGCUACCCUGUGAACUGGCUGUGGACUGAGCAGACCACCCCAAAUCUUGGCUGACUACUUCCCUGUAAUAGGGCUUGCCUCACAAUACAGCCUUAACUCGAUCAGCCUGUCCUCUGGUUUGCCAAACCUCAGAGUGAAAGGCGAGGAAGAUGGAAGCUCACCUGAUGGUGAAGCUUCUUAGUCUUCCCCAAAGGACUGAGGAGUUGGGCAUGGACAUUCUCAGCAACAUUCCCAGUGCAAUAUGCAGUCCUGUGGAGAUAUGAAGGACACCGUGUGGACUAGAUGAGAUUAAAUCAUUUGGCACGGGACAAAUUUUCCAGAUGCCAAUAUGCUUAUUCGGAAUUCUCAGAAGAGCUUUCCGUAACAACAAGCAACAAUUUGUCAGGCAUGGAUUCAGAGCUAUUGAGUGUGACUUUGUCUUUUAAACUCAGGAAUAUAUGUGAAAAAUUCUGUGGUGAAGUUAGUCUGUUUUAGAAGUUACACAAUUGCUAUUCCAGUAAUUGACCACAAGGCUGUGGUGUUUUUCUAUGGUGGUCUUCAAAAUGGCCACUCAUUUUAUUCAAUGUUUUUUGUUUGGGAAAUCUACCAUUUUGUGUGCAAGAUGUUCGCACAAAUGUGUAGUUGAAACAAACAAUGGUGGACUAUUGUUAGUGUUACGAUUCUUUAUUGGAGAUUAGGGAGGGGCUUUCUCUUUUUCAAAUGUUUUUUUUUUUAUCGUAAUUUGCACUGAUAAGGGAAUCAUCUGGAAAGUCUGAUGCUGCAAGCACUGAAAACCAAAAUGAAAAGCUGAUUGAUGUAGCAUAGAAGAGGUGUGAUCAAACUUAAUAUAUGUACAGAUAUUGCUAGCGCAUCUUAAUGCUAGGCUAGGGCUGGCACAUGUUAGCGCUAGUGUAGAAGGUUCAAAGCUCGCUUCGCUCUAGUGCUGAAAGCACUUUCACGACAUUAGUCAACUCAGAGAAAAAUAAUCUCAAAGUACACACAGGGCAAUUCUGCCUUUUAGAACCCUGCAUAAAUAUUUAAUGAAGAGCUUUUAUGAUACUGUUCACUUCCAAGAUUUCAUUGUGUUAUCUCAGUUUGGUUGAAAACUUUUAAAGUUUUAUAUGCUGAUUUAUUUUAAUUUGAAACCGUUUUUCCAGUUGAAAAUAAUUAUUUUGCAGUAGUGUUUCCGAUUGCAGCCAUUUUGUAGUUAUUCAUACCCAUUUUCCACAUCAAAAAAUUGCCAACUGUAAGCCUAAGAAAGAAAGCUGUCUGCAAAAUUCUAAGAAAACGGAUGUCUUGAUAUUGAGAUGCUAUAUGCCUACUGGCCCAGAUUUAUGUCAUUGUUACUGUAUUAAUGGGAGUUUGUGAGGACAUUUUUUAUGUUUGUGGGACUACGACUGUUGACAACUGCAAUAUUCCCCUCAGUAAAAGUCCAAUGGGAUAUGUCUCAAAGCUGGCAGAAAGAGUUGCAGUAGCAAUCUAAUUUUCACAAGCAUGCGUCCGAAAUGUUGAUCACCAUGUUGAGCCGUGAAAACCUCAAGCAAUUUAGUCCAAAUAUCAAUACUGAAUUCUUCAAGCAAUAUUCAUUGUAUUUGCGUAAUAGUCUUUACAUCAGCUUUGGGGUUAGCAGUAAGUAUGUCUGGGAUCAUUUACGAGGGGGACAAAACAUGUCUGUAUGUCAAUUCUGGUCAGUCAAAAGACGUCACGUCUUAUGUGCACUAAUCGAUGAAGGGAGCGGUUAAUAUCAAAUUAACGUGAUGUGUCAUGUAAAAAAGAAAUACACAAUACUGCCAUGUUCGCUGAUAGUG